This is a messenger RNA of Drosophila sulfurigaster albostrigata, 2065 nucleotides long. Its product is annotated as G2/mitotic-specific cyclin-A. Gene Ontology annotation, molecular function: cyclin-dependent protein serine/threonine kinase regulator activity. Bases 584 to 2056 code for a protein of 490 amino acids. NCBI's taxonomy places the organism in Eukaryota, Metazoa, Arthropoda, Insecta, Diptera, Drosophilidae. The record is from RefSeq and is a predicted model, not a curated record. The transcript has 7 exons. Gene Ontology annotation, cellular component: cyclin A2-CDK2 complex; nucleus; cytoplasm. Gene Ontology annotation, biological process: regulation of cyclin-dependent protein serine/threonine kinase activity; mitotic cell cycle phase transition.
AACUCAUAGCUCUCCGUGCGAACGACAAGCAUUAAUUCGGGACUCGCACACGGUGACGGAAUAUAAAAGAAAGCAAUGUUAAUGUUAAUUUAAACGUGGUUGUCGUAUUUUGUGUAUUUGGAAAUUUAAUGGAAUUGCUUUGAAAACGUUAAGGUGUUAGUGAAAGUUAAAUAAAUUACAAAAAUAUAUAUAUAUUGUACGCGUCUUUAGUGUCGAAUGCCACAAUUUGUACUUGAUAAAUCUUUAUUGUGUGUGUGCAUGUGUGCGAAGUUGAGCAUAUACACGCACAUAUAGCAGCAUAAAUGUUAGUGUGAGUGUAAGCCGAAGCGACUCAACAAACGACGACAUUUCGAAGUGGACGACGCCGUCGCAGCAGCAGCAGCUGAGCCAAAGAAACAAAUUUUAAUACACACACACAUACUCACGCACAAAAUAAAGAGAAGCGUAGAUAAAGCCACCAUUUUACAGUAUCGAAAAAAAGAGCAAGGCGCAAGUCGAAAGUCAAAGCGCCUUUGGAUACAAUACAAAUAUAUUGCAGCAACACUUUCGUAUUGCCGUGUAAAUUCACUUACUGUUUUCAAUAAUGGCAAGCUUUCAAAUACAUCGUGACAUCAACGGAAAGGAGAAUCCGAACAUUAUGAAUCUCAAGGAGAAGGCAGUUUUGGGAGCUGGUGGCAAGCAGCAAAUUAAGGCAAAUGUGCUUGCACCGCGCGCCAAUUCGGGCGUGCUGGCUACGAACAACACCAACGUGCCGCGCGGCAUUCCCGCACCCUCCGGCAAAGCGCCUCUUCGUGAUCUUGGGGUGGAAAACGCUGGCUAUGGCGUCGGUGGCGGCCCUAAAAAAUCAAAUGCUGUGCCCGUGGAGCAAUUCAAGACAUUCUCGGUAUACGAGGACAAUAUCGAUACACAGGUGCAGCUGCAGUCCCAACUCAAUGCCAAUGCUGCCGAUAAGGAGAAUAUUCAAAAAGACAAUGGCAAAUUCGAAUCGAUGCCAAAACAACAUGGCUUUCAACUGGAUAACACGCCCAUGUCCGUCACCGAUGUGCUGUCUCCAAUGUCCGUUGACCGCUCUAUCGCUGAAGCCAACACUAGCCUCACUGAGGACAUGCUAAACGCCAGCGAUGCUUCUGUGGUCGCAAAAGCUGAGCUGAUGCCACGCAAUGAUCGGCAACGAUUCUUUGAGGUGGUUCAGUAUCAACAAGACAUCUUGGAGAAUUUCCGAGAGAGCGAGAAGAAGCAUCGCCCCAAGCCGCAGUACAUGCGUCGCCAGACUGACAUCAAUCACUCGAUGCGCGCCAUUCUGGUUGAUUGGCUUGUUGAGGUCGCCGAGGAAUACAAACUGGACACGGAAACUCUCUAUCUGACAGUGUCCUAUCUGGACCGCUUCCUUAGCCACAUGUCAGUGAAGCGCGCCAAGCUUCAGCUGGUUGGCACUGCGGCCAUGUAUGUCGCUGCUAAAUAUGAGGAGGUCUACCCACCGAACGCUAGUGAGUUUGUCUUCCUCACUGACGACAGCUAUACACAGGCCCAAGUGCUGCGCAUGGAGCAAGUGUUCCUCAAGAUUCUCACCUUCAAUUUGUCCACACCAACACCUUACGUUUUCAUGACCACCUAUGGCGUGAUGAGCGAUAUGCCCGAGAAACUCAAGAGCUUGGCCUUGUACAUUUGCGAGUUGUCACUGCUGGAGGGAGAGACUUAUAUGCAAUAUUUGCCAUCACUGAUGUCGUCUGCUUCGCUCGCUUUGGCACGUCACAUUUUGGGUAUGCAGAUGUGGACGCCAGAGCUGGAAAAGAUUACCACAUACUCGUUGGAGCAAUUGAUGGAUGUGGUGGUGCUGCUCUGCAAAACACACAAGGGCGCCAAGGACCUCAGCACUCAGGCCAUACAGGAGAAAUACAAGCGAGACAAAUACAAGAAGGUGGCAAACAUCGAGAGCAUACAACUUAGCAAGGAAAACAUGGAGGAUCUAUUGCAGGCGUACAAGGCAGCCUGCUCAACGGACUUAUUGUUUGGCCUGAAUGAGGAUUCGAAAGUCGAUUUGUUUUAUAAGUUUUAAGUGUUUUUU